This is a messenger RNA of Aureobasidium namibiae CBS 147.97, 1206 nucleotides long. RefSeq lists its product as uncharacterized. NCBI's taxonomy places the organism in Eukaryota, Fungi, Ascomycota, Dothideomycetes, Dothideales, Saccotheciaceae. The coding region runs from base 1 to 1206 and encodes 401 amino acids. The transcript is spliced from 4 exons. The record is from RefSeq and is a predicted model, not a curated record.
AUGCCAAACUCGGCCUUGUUGAGACAACCGCCGGCCAACGAGGAUGACUUGUUCAUAAUCAAGGGCAUGUACAGAGCAGCCUACGCUUUCGACAAAGACGCAAGCAAGGGCUACCUGUUCGUUCCGAAGAAGCCCGAGGACUAUGAGUACAACGACAAGCAAGCCAGCAUUGUUGUUGGCUUGGUUAUGGCGAUAGUCAUAAUGUUGUUCACCACAGUUCUACGACUCACCCUUCGACGGUUCAGGACGGGUGUGAGAUGGGGUGCGGACGACUGGAUCUUGAUUCCAGGAGUGAUCAUGGCCAUGCUAUAUCCGAUACUGCAAAUAGCAAUGGUCGCACAUGGUGGAGGCGGAAAACAUACAUGGGAUGUGACCUAUGCCGAGUACUACAUCUUCAACAAGCUCGCAAUCGUCUGCAAGAUCAUCUUCUUCACCACCGUCGGCAUUAUCAAGAUAUCCAUCUGUCUUUUCCUCCGCCGUAUCUCCGAAGCCACCUCGAAGUAUCCUAAGAUCGCCAACGACAUCUUUCUCUUCCUGCUCAUUGCAUACACUUUGCUUGCCCUGUUUUGGUCAUGCUUCCAAUGCUCCCCGGCGCCAGCAAUGUGGGACAAGAUAUACUCUGGUAAACUCGCGCAACCUGCCAAAUGCUGGUCAACACUGGUGGUCGCGAAUACGCUCAGCGUUAUCCACGUUGUCAUGGACUUUGUCUUACUUCUUACACCAAUCCUGGUGCUCUGGAACGUACGUCUGAACAAGAAAACAAAGAUCAGAUUGUUCAUAGUAUUCUCGAUGGGGUCAUUAUCUUGUGUGGCUAGUGUUCUGCGAGAGCUUGCACAGAAGAGUAUAAGCAAAGACAUCACCUACGGAUAUACAAGUCUGCUCGCAUGGACCGUAGUCGAUUUGACACUCGCAGUAGUCGUAGCAUCUCUACCAGUGAUCAGUACGCUCAUUCCAAAAGCAUGGGGUGAGAUCACCCAUUCAUCGCGCAUUCGCAGGACUACGCUGGGACAAGCAACAUCAAAAGGAACACAGGGACAAUCCAUCAUUGGAAGAGCUCGACGUAACACGAUCGAUUCAGAAGAAGAUGGUAUUCUACGCGAAGAUCGUAUCGAGUUGACCUAUGCUCGUAACUCGAAACGACUCGAGCCGCGAGAUGCUUCUCAAACUUCUUUGUAUGCAAGUCCUCAUGCGAGACAUGCGAUUUAA